AAAGUUAAUAUUACUACUGAGAGAGGGAAGAGAAUUGUUGCUGUGUGAGGGACAGAGAGAAGGAGAGAGAAGAAAUUGAACCUCAAUCGUGUUCUGGCUCCUCUGUGACUCGUUACAUUCCUUUCCCUCCAACGACCAGGAUCCGGAAUUUUGUGCACGAUGGCAGACGAAGACGAGAUCCCCGUGUCUGAGGCGGAGCAGGCAUUCCUUGAUGCGAUGAAGGCGGUGCAGGAUGUACAAGACGAGGAGCAACAGCAGGAAGAGAUCGGUACCCGGGUAGAGGACGAUGACGACGACCAUGAUCCCGCGACCAUCAUGACGUCUACGGAGGAUUCACCAGUCUCGAAUGGACACGCAGGAAGCGAUCGUGAUGGACCCGCUUCGAUGGAGGAGCAAGCCACUGAAGAGGUGGAGGUGGAGGUGAAAGAAGAAGUCAUGUCGGCUACCCCGUCUGCUCGGAAUUCCGUCGCGCCUUCUGCGACUGCGUCAGCGACCACCACGCCUGCAGCGGCUGCUGCGCCUGCUACCACUGCCAUUCCUGAUGCUUCCAGUGCCACUCCCGUGCCCGUUACCGCUCCCAAGGCUGAAGUUGCGGAAAGCGCUCAUGCUCCGUCUGCGCCGACCACCCCGGUGAUUCUGCAACCAUCCGAGUUUGGCGCGCCAAUGCAUGCUGCUCAAGCCCAGCAGCCCGCUCAAGCCCACAAGGCCGUGCACAGCGGAAAGCGAAAACGCCUGCCGCAGGAUUUGGUCGGGCAGCUGGAAGAUAGAAUCGCCGAAGAUCCUCGAGGCGAUCUGGACGCGUGGUUGUCACUGAUUUCGGAGCACAAGCGUAAGGGGAAGUUUGACGAUGCGAGAAAUGCGUACGAGCGAUUCUUUGUGCUAUUCCCACAAGCAGCCGAACAAUGGAUCAGUUUUGUGAGGAUGGAGCUGGACAACAACGAAUUCCAACGUGUGGAACAAGUAUUUUCGCGGUCUCUACUCACCGUGCCCAAUGUUGAGUUGUGGAGCUUAUACCUAGAUUACAUCCGCCGGCGCAACAACCUUACCAACGAUCCGUCUGGUACUGCCAGGAGGACGAUCAGUCAGGCUUAUGACUUUGUUUUAAAUAACAUUGGCUGUGACAAGGAGGCCGGGCGGAUCUGGCAGGAUCAGAUUGCAUUCGUAAAGAGUGGUCCUGGAAUUGUUGGCGGUAGUAACUGGAUGGAUCAGCAGAAGAUGGAUAGUCUGAGAAAGAUCUAUCAGAAGGCAGUCACGCAACCAGUUAUUGGAGUAGAAGCGAUGUGGCGGGAGUAUGAUGGGUUUGAACAUGGGCUCAAUAAGAUAACCGCCAAGAAGUUCCUUCAAGAGCGGUCGCCUGCUUUCAUGACGGCCCGUGCCUGCCUCGUUGAGCUUACGAAUCUCACCCGAGGAUUGAGACGCGAGACGUUGCCGCGAUUACCGCCUUCACAGGGGUACGAAGGUGACGACGAUUGGAAUUACCAGGUCGCACUGUGGAAGAAGUGGAUCAAGUGGGAGACCGACGACCCCGUGGUUCUGGCCAAGGAGGAUCCGGCAGCCUUCCGCAACCGUAUCAUCUACGCCUACAAGCAAGCUCUGAUGGCGCUCCGGUUCUGGCCCGAGAUGUGGUUCGAGGCGGCGGACUACUGCCUCGAGAACGGUAUGGACGCCCAGGGCAUCGAGUUUUUGAGACAGGGCCUACAGGCUAAUCCCGAGAGCACGCUGCUUACGUUUACGUAUGCCGAGCGAUUGGAGGCCAUCACACCUGCUGAGGACGGAGAGGCGGCCGCUGUAAGGAAGGGUCAAAUUGUGAGAAAACCUUACGACGAUUUACUCAACACUCUGUACGGCCACUACGCCAAGAUGCAGGCCCGUGAGAAGGAGGAGAUUGAGAAACUGGGAGAAGAAGCUCCGGCGUAUCCGGACAGCCCCGGCCGGGACGACGAUGACGACGAUGAGGAGCGGCAGGCCCCCGAGCAGAGCUUCAGGGAGCGGAGAAUAAAUGAAGUCAAGGAUCGAAGUAAAGCGGAUAUGUUGAAGCUGAGUAAAGUCAUUUCGGCUGUCUGGAUCAACUUGAUGCGGGCGAUGAGACGGAUCCAGGGCCAUGGAAGGGUCAAUGAGCCUCUUGGUGGUAGUCGACAGAUCUUUGCCGAUGCCAGGAAGAGGGGAAAGAUCACCAGUGAUGUAUAUGUUGCAUCUGCGUUGAUCGAGUAUCAUUGCUACCGGGAUCCUGCCGCUCUGAAAAUCUUUGAGCGGGGAAUGAAACUUUUCCCCGAGGACGAAGAUUUUGCUUUGGAGUACUUGAAGCAUCUCGUCAAUAUCAAUGAUAUUACUAAUGCUAGGGCGAUGUUUGAGACAUUCGUGUCGAAGGUUCCAGCAGAGAAGGCUCAGCGGGUAUACCGAUUCUUCUACGAAUACGAAGCCCACUACGGUGAUCUCGCGCAGGUCUACAAGCUGGAGAAGAGAAUGGCCGAACUGUACCCCACGGACCAGAAACUCGAACAGUUCUCCAACCGAUACGCCUACCAUGCCGUGGAUCCAUGCAAAUAUCUUCCCGUCAUCUCGGCCACCCAACAGGCGAAACAAAAGCCUCUUAUGCCUCUUCCCCCGGAGGCCGUCGCCGCCGCCGCUGCCGGCCUUCCCAUUCCCCCGCCUCCGAUCACCCAACCCAUCCCAGGCUCCAACUACCACCCCCCGCCGCCGCUACCCAUGCCGCCACGCACCAGCUCCCCCAAGCGCGCCGCCAACGACGACGACGGCGACUACUCGUCGCGCGCACGCAAGCUCCCGCGCUCGGACUCGCCCGUGCCCACUCUCAAGGGAGCCGCCGGCCGCCGUCUAAACCAGAUCAAGCAGCAGCAGGCCGCGGCUGCCGCAGCGGCAGCCGCAAACCAGUCCCAAUUAAAGGACAACAACACCGGUGGUGGCGGCGGAGGCGGAAGAAGGGAAUAUGCCAACGCGCCGGUCCGCCGCGAUAACAAUAUCAACAGCAACAACAACAAUCCCCCACCACUUCCAGAGGCCAUCUGGUAUCUCCUGAGUAUCCUCCCCGGUGCGGAUAAAUACCAGUCUGCGCGGUUCAGGCCAGAGGCGAUGGUCGCACUGUUGGCGGGCGUGCAGUUGCCAAGACCGGAGGAUUUGGCCAGGGGUGGUGGUGGCGGUGGUGGUGGUGGGUACUAUGGUGGCAACUAGGGAACGUUUUGCGAAACGGUUGCCAUUUGAUAGGGUAUUUCGAUUCCGAUUCCGUUCUGUUAUGUGUAGAGUACCGAUAGGGAUACGAUACGAUAUGAUACGAGACGGACUGAGUGUUUUUACUGUCUACGUGUACUACCGGUAUAGGCUAGGCUUGAGGGAUGAGUUUGAACUUUGUUGUGUAGUGCAUUUUUUUCAUUCGACGGUGAUGGUCGGGUCGUGGUCGUGGUUCGGGUCUUGUUGUUGUGAAUAAUAAUGCAGAUGCUCAUGCUCAUGUCCCCGCUAUCUACAUGUACUGUUACUGUGACCCGGUU
Tricharina praecox is the source of this 3503-nucleotide messenger RNA. RefSeq lists its product as uncharacterized. The record is from RefSeq and is a predicted model, not a curated record. NCBI's taxonomy places the organism in Eukaryota, Fungi, Ascomycota, Pezizomycetes, Pezizales, Pyronemataceae. The transcript is spliced from 4 exons. Gene Ontology annotation, cellular component: nucleus. Gene Ontology annotation, molecular function: protein binding; mRNA binding. Bases 160 to 3189 code for a protein of 1009 amino acids. Gene Ontology annotation, biological process: mRNA 3'-end processing.